CUAUGGUGGACCUAACAGCUGUAAAGUACGACGGACAACUCCAACUCCGAAUAUGAUUCACUUUUGUUCGAAUCUAGGUGCAAUAGUGGCAUGGAUUGAUGGACGCGGAUCUUCUAAUCGAG
Strongylus vulgaris is the source of this 122-nucleotide messenger RNA. NCBI's taxonomy places the organism in Eukaryota, Metazoa, Nematoda, Chromadorea, Rhabditida, Strongylidae. The record is from the annotation of a GenBank genome assembly.